Quercus robur (English oak) is the source of this 1496-nucleotide messenger RNA. RefSeq names its product disease resistance protein RPM1-like. The transcript has 3 exons. Gene Ontology annotation, molecular function: protein binding. The record is from RefSeq and is a predicted model, not a curated record. NCBI's taxonomy places the organism in Eukaryota, Viridiplantae, Streptophyta, Magnoliopsida, Fagales, Fagaceae. Bases 62 to 1126 code for a protein of 354 amino acids.
AUGCAGAGCACGCCGCAUUUCAAUUCACAAAACAGAUGGAGAACUCAAAUCAUUUACAAAUAUGUCAAAGAUUCGCUCUUUUCUUGUUUUUAACAAGACGUUGAAAACAUUGCCUUUAGGAAGUAAAAUGUUAAGGGUUCUAGAUUUGGAGGAUGCCCCCAUUGAUGGAUUGCCUGAUGAAGUAUUUCAAUUAUUCAACUUAAGAUAUUUGAAUUUAAGGGGAACCUUACUUAAGAAGCUCCCAAAUUCUAUAGGAAAGCUCCUUAAUCUUGAAACCUUGGACAUUGGGGACACACAAAUAAAGACCCUUCCUCGUGGAAUAGGAAAGUUGCAAAAGUUGCGGCAUCUAAUUAUGUACUAUCGCUACAUUGAAAACUCGAAUGACUUUAAAUGUUUUACAGGGAUGCAAGUACCAUCAAAUAUCACUCAGUUAAAGAAUUUGCAAACUAUGGGUACUAUUGAAGCAGAUGAUGACUUGAUAAGAAAAAUUCGAAGCAUGACCCAAUUGACCACAUUCGGUAUUUCAAAAGUGAAAGCAGCAAAUGAGACGGAUUUAUGUAUCUCAAUUCAAAACAUGACAUGUCUUAGGAGCUUGGGUAUCAUGGUAACUAAUGAGGAGGAAACUCUCGGAAUGGAUGCACUCUCAUCUCCUCCUCCCAACCUUCGAAAGCUUAUUUUGACUGGAAAACUGGAGAAGGUGCCACAAUGGUUUUGUUCACUUCAAAGCCUCACAAAUUUGCAAUUGCAUUGGACAAGACUAGAAGAAGAUCUACUCCCUUACAUCGCUGCUUUGCCCCAUCUGGGACUUCUUUUACUUAUUAAUGCCUAUGUUGGACAACAGCUAUGUUUCAGUACAGGCUUUCUUAAGCUUACAAGAUUGGAGAUUCGUAAUUUGCCUCCACUGAAUGAGAUAAUAAUAGAAAAAGGGGUGAUGCCAAAUCUAAAAUCCCUAGAAAUUGAUAGCUGCAUGGAGUUAAAGACAGUGCCCAAGGGCAUUGAAUACCUUAAAAAUCUUCGACAACUGGAUUUGAAAUCUGUCUCAAUGGAACUUAAAAAUCGCAUUGAGAGAGAAGGAAGAUUAGAUUUUCCAAAGGUGAAGCACAUCCCAAAGGUGUACAUCUGGUAGUAAUUUGGAAUGUUGAAAGAAGUGUUGCAGUGCAUCCCAAAGAUAUACAUCUGGUAGUAAUUCGGGAAUGUUUCAUGAAGAAUAAUGCUGAAGAUUAUGAGUUUGCCUUGUUUGCUUCAAAAGGAUUCUGUUUUGUUUGUAGCUCUAAUUCUAAGUAUUGUUUGGGUAUUCUAGUUAUUGUUCAAUAUAUUAAUACUCAAAACUUUGUUUCUUAUUUGUUUGUAAUAAAUGUAAAAGUUUGAAGCCUUUGUGGCAGUUUGUGGGAAGAUUGUCAUUGGUUCAACAGUGGAUUGUAAUUUGUAUGUAAUUUAGCUUGUGUAAAACAGUUAACAUCCAUGUGAAUUGUGUUCUAUUGUUUCUGAGUUUUAUA